This is a messenger RNA of Gregarina niphandrodes, 879 nucleotides long. RefSeq lists its product as hypothetical. Lineage: Eukaryota; Apicomplexa; Conoidasida; Eugregarinorida; Gregarinidae. The coding region runs from base 1 to 879 and encodes 292 amino acids. The transcript has a single exon. The record is from RefSeq and is a predicted model, not a curated record.
AUGUACAACGUUUGCCGCACGAGCGACAGUUGUGUAGUUACUGACACAAAAACGAAGACGAAUACCACGCUAACGACUGGCAAGACGACGAAGACGAAUACCACACUAACGACUGGCAAGACGACGAAGUCGAAGAUCCGAAAAUUAACGAUUGGCAACAUGAAGAAUAUCCGGUGGUGCGCCGACGAACUAGACCAAGAGGAGGCGUUGUGUGUCGCCGGUGUCGGCUUAUGCGUGCUGGAUACAGACGAACCUGAGAAGAGGUGUUAUCAGAGGGGGAGCUGGCCCGAAGUUGCAAAUAUUCGUAAAUACGUCUCCAAGUUCAUAUCUCCAGGCAACAAGGUAGACGCUUGCCGGGUGAGAGGUGGAUGCCCAAUCCUGCCUUGUGUCCGUGAAACUAACUUGAAACAUACCCACUGUGUUAAAGGUGUGCCUUAUUGUCUGACGAGUAAAAGCGACCCUGAGAAGAGGUGCUUUCUGAUGGGGACUCAGCUCAAAUUUAGAGACAUCUCCUGGUUCCGCGGUCAAUCAAAGAGCCCGUUCAAAGUCUGCCGGGCGAGCGGUAAAUGCAGGACCAAAAGGCCGAUGGUGUGUGAUGUCCCUUGGCCGAGGGUGCUGUCAAGAGCGGAAGUCCCGGUGGAGGACUGUGUCGGAACAGGCUCGACAUACAGCAGUGAGCCUGUUGAUUUCCCUGAGAGUUGUGCCCUUCCCGGAGGGGGUGCAUUCGUUUGCCACUACUGGGACGCAAUUGCAAACAAAAACCAGCGCAUGUGUUUCAGGUACGGUGGUGACAUCGGCGAAUCCUUUACAGAUGUGCAAAAUGCGCUGCAAACGCUCCGUCCAGAGUUGCUAUACUGCAAUCUGAAUCAUGCCUGCUAG